AACCCACCAACUUCCGCACACAAUCUAAGGUGGGGUAUAAGCUCUAUCUGAUACUGGGUUCGGGAUGAUGAUACUUAGAGGCUGAUGGCUCCUCACCUCCACCUCAUGGGCCUGAAAGUAAUGAUUCAGCUUCUGGGCGAGAAGCUGUACCUCUAUUUGGGCGUCAGCCCUGGAGCUAUAAGCUCUAUCUUGUUACGAGAGGAAGGGGACACUCAACGCCCCAUCUAUUAUGUCAGCAGAACCUUGAGGGACGCCGAGCUUAGAUACUCAGUGGUGGAGAAAACAGUCCUGGCCGUUGUCAACACGGUCAAGAAGCUGAAUCAUUACUUUCAGGCCCAUGAGGUGGAGGUGAGGAGCCAUCAGCCUCUAAGUAUCAUCAUCCCGAACCCGACCACCUCCAACAGGGUUAUCAAGUGGUCUGUCUAUCUGACCCAGUAUCAGAUAGAGAUGAAUCCAAGGACAGCGAUCAAGGCCCAGGCCUUGGCUGAUUUCAUGGUAGAAUGCACGAUGGCGCCCUCGGAAGUGUUUGUCCCAACCUGGAGGGAGGAACACUAUGAAGCUCAGGAAAACGAGGAAACCAUGACGGCCAACCUCCAUUUUGUUGAAGAACGUCGGGAGCGAGCUUUCCUUAGGGCCGAGAUCGAUCGAAGGCAGGUCAAAGAAUAUUACGACCGCAAGGUUCGAGCAAGGGAAUUCCGAGUAGGAGACUUAGUGCUCAGGAAAAGAGAGGCUAGCCAGCCCAAAGAGGGAGGAAAAUUUUCCAAGAGUUACGAAGGACCGUACAAGGUCGUAGCCGUGCUCAGGCCAGGGACCUACAAGCUUUCCACGCUUAAAGCCAAAGAUGAUGUUGAUCAAGAGGUAACUUCACAAACCUCCUGUUCAUCUUCUUAUGAAAGCAUACCAACUUCUGAAAGUCUUUUUGACAAGUUCAAAAAGAUGAUGGAAGAUUUUGAGGAAAUAAAUCUCAAACACUCAUCCUUAAUAGAGGAGAACAAGCUAUUGAGUGAAGAGAAUCUCAAGUUGACUGAAGGUCGGAAAAGUCAACUAGAUGAGAUCACUCAACUCAAGACUGAAAAUAAAUCUCUCUCUGAAAAGGUGAAACCCCUCAACAAGGAGCUAGGGAUACUUAAGUCCAAAGAAGCAGUGGAUAAGCUUCUUGAAGCGACCAAACAAAAUGGUCGUGAAGGACUUGGGUUUGACCCCUCCAAUUCCAAAAGGAAAGGGAGAACAACUUUCAUCCCUCCUAAACCUACUGCCAAACCCAAUAAGCAGAAAGGAAAGGAAAAGGAGAAACCCACAGAAGUUCCCAAAAAGAAAUUGGAAGCCAAAUGCUCUUUACCAACGUUCUACCAAUCCUAUUUGGAGAUGAUUGCUGCUCAAGAGCUCUCCGAAUUCCUUCAUAUGGAGAUUCGAUUCAAGUAUGAGAACGAAGUUCUUAAAUUCUACAAGAACGGAAAGGUCAAGACUGUCCAAUCAAAGAAGAAUCCACAUAGGACGAUUCAAAUUAUCAAGUCCACUGUUGGAGGGGCUAAAGUGAAAAUUCCGCAGAAGAAAUUGAAGGAGAAACUUCAUCUUCCCAAUACAGGAAGUGAAAUUGGGAGACUUCCGGCCAAGAAUCUGGAUUGGAAGACUAUUGGGAUUUCUGGGCAAAUCCCAUCUGGCCCAGCGAAGAAAUCAGAUUUGAAGAAUGAUUACAAGUUAGUCCUGGAACUGGUCAUCGCAUACCUUGAAUGUGGCAGUGGAGGACAUGCUGAUGACAUCAUUCAAGAGAGGGCCUUCAUCAUCAACGCCCUCCUUACCAAAUCUAAGGUAAAUUGGGCUGCACAUUUCUUCAAUUCCAUUUCCAAGCACUUAGGAAAGCCCAAACAGAAAUAUUUGUGUCAAGGACUGUACCUUGGGUACAUUUUGGAGUCCAUGGGCGUUGCCUCUAAAGGCAAGAAGUAUAAUGACAGAUAUUGGCUAUACUAUCUGUCUUCCAAAGGGGAAAACAGAGCUGGCACUAGUGCAACUACAGAGGAAAGUUCUUUAGACAAUGUCCUUAUCAUGAGUCUGAAGAAGUCAGUAAAAAGGAAGCAAGUGGUGUCUCCCUCUCCCAGUGCUGAAGCACCACAGAAUCUAGCAUUGUUGAAUCUGGAAAAAGAAGAAGAAGAAGUUUCUACCCAAGGAGAACUACAAAGGAAGAAGAAAAGGAAAAUCACCUCUCCCUCAACAUCUGGAAAUACCAACCCGGAUGAGUUGGUGGAAAAGGAAUCUGCUCAAGUUGAUGAUGCUGAGAACCAAUUCUGGCAGCUCUAUUAUGACUGGAGAGCUUGGAAGGUUGGGAACUCAGCAGAACAGUUGGUGGGAUUAGACCAACAACUGAAAAAUGAGAAAAUAAUCAAGAGAUGCUUAGGUCUGCCAGUCAACUAUUGCCGUGAGCAAAUCCUGGAUGUUGACUGGAUAUGGCAAAGGAACUAUGAAGACUUGCAUCUGGAACACUUGGUCACCUCACCAGUUUUAGAAUUUGAGGCUGACGAUGAAGAUCUUGCAGUCAACAGGCCAAUCUUCUCAAAGGCUACAAAAGAUCAGAUGGCUCUUAUCACUGAAGCACAAGCAGAUAUGGAAGCCACAUCUGAGGAUUUCCGAGUUUUCCUGGAAACCUCCCCUGCCAUUGAAACGGUUCUGACUAAAGCUGACCAAGAGAAUGCAGUUUCUACUCCGCAAGAACAGAACCAGGAAACCUCAGAAGAAGAACUUCAGCAACUCAUCCAAUCUCAAGUCCUUGAGAUUCACACAACUCCCUGUGAGAUCUCCAAUCAGCUUGAACUUGAGAUUCCGGAAAAAUCUACUGGAAAUCUGGAGGAGUCCACUGCUCCAGAAGCAAAUGAAUUCCAAGAAGAGCAAGCUGUAGAAAUCCAGAGGAGUUCUGCAGAAGCUGAAAAGGAAGCUCAAAUAGAUGGACUGGAGACCUCUGAAACUCCAGCUGCUAUCCCUGAGCAAAACAUUGGAGCUGAAGAAAGAGAUUCCCUCUCUAGGGAUAUCUCUAAUUUUAUGCUUGGUGAGACAGAGGAAGAAUCAGAGAAGACGCUAAGGAUUGAUGAUGAAGAAGCUGAGCAAGGAGAUGCUGAAUCCCUCCCUCUGCAACUCUUCCACAGAGCACCUUCCUCUCAUCAGCAUGCCUCCUUCAGGCAAGAGAUAGAGCAGAUGGAAGCUAGGCAUAACAAGCUAAUGGAGAAAUCCGAAGAAAAACAUUUCUCAGAUCUCAAGGAGAUAAGCAAAUCGGUGGACAAGACUCUAGAGAUUAUUUCUCUUUUGAGUAACUCUGUGAGCAACACAAUGGAAGCUUAUGCAUCUGAUUGUCAUCUUCAACUCAAAGAAGUUAAUAAAAUCAGAGAGCAAAUAGCAACUGUCAUAGUCAGCCUUCAGAAGCAGAUGGCAUUCCUUGAGAUGGAUAUCAGAUCAGCAUUGGCAGUGUCUUCAGCAAAUCAGGUAGUAACCCAAGACUACUUGAAGGUUAUUGCUGAAAAUCAGAAGGAAGCAUUCAGGCUGGUCAGGCACUUUGGAACAUACACUGGCAAUCGCAAGAUAGAUGUAAUUGUCCAACACAAUAGUCCAUCCCUAAUUCCACAGUUGCCUAUUGAAGUCAAGAAAGGAGAGCUCACUUACAUUCCAUCUCAUCUGAACAUGAUGGAACUGAUACUGGAAGCCCAGCAAGGCAAUCCGGAGAACUCAACUCAACAUCUAACAGACUCUGGCCUUGAUGGAUCAGAAGUUGUUGGAACCAUUGCCUCCCACUUCUCAGAUGAUGCACAAAAAAAGGAGAGAUACAACAAUCUCAGGCGCAUCAAAGAACAGUGUGGAAUUAUGCAAGGCAUUGAAGGUGGUAAAUUCCUAGGCUAUCUCGUCAGCCGACGGGGUAUCGAGCCCAACCCGGAGAAGGUCAAGGCAAUCCUGGAUAUGGAAGCCCCCCGUUCCAUAAAGGAGGUGCAAUGUGUGACGAGAAAGAUGGCCGCACUCGGCCGAUUUUUGUCAAAAUCAUCCGAGAAGAGCGUCCCCUUCUUUGGUACGCUGAAGAAGGUCCCGAAGUUCCAGUGGAUGCCCGAAUGCCAAAUGGCGUUUGAAGAAUUGAAGAAGUAUUUACUGACCCCGCAGGUGUUGGCAAAGCCAGUCAAGGGCGAGAAGCUGUACCUCUAUUUGGGCGUCAGCCCUGGAGCUAUAAGCUCUAUCUUGUUACGAGAGGAAGGGGACACUCAACGCCCCAUCUAUUAUGUCAGCAGAACCUUGAGGGACGCCGAGCUUAGAUACUCAGUGGUGGAGAAAAUAGUCCUGGCCGUUGUCAACACGGUCAAGAAGCUGAAUCAUUACUUUCAGGCCCAUGAGGUGGAGGUGAGGAGCCAUCAGCCUCUAAGUAUCAUCAUCCCGAACCCGACCGCCUCCAACAGGGUUAUCAAGUGGUCUGUCUAUCUGACCCAGUAUCAGAUAGAGAUGAAUCCAAGGACAGCGAUCAAGGCCCAGGCCUUGGCUGAUUUCAUGGAAGAGCGGAUGCGCCUGUACAAAGAGGUGGCCCUGGAAUUGCUCAAGAUCCUCAAAGGAUACGAGCUGGUGCAAAUUCCUAGGGUGGAGAACACUGAGGCCGACGUCCUCUCCAAAUUGAGCAAUGAUAGCCCUGAGCACAUCUCCAAAAUGGCCGAUGUUGGAGACCUGGGAUCCCCAAGCAUUCACGUACAACUCAUAUCUGUUAUCACCGGGGACCCCGAUGGCUGGAUGGCGGAGUUGACCCGGUACAAGAAGGAUGGGAUCCUUUCCGGUGGCGAGACAGCGGCCCGUUUGAUCAAACGCAGAGCGCCGACGUAUGUCAUUGAGAAUGGCCAAUUGUAUAAAAGGUCAUACAAUGGCACACUGUUGAGAUGUGUUGAUGAAACAAGGGAAGAGCAGAUCAUGGAAGAAGUCCAUGAGGGAGUAUGCGCGGCACACCAAGGUCCUUUCUCAAUGGCUAGACGCAGAGUCCUACAGGGAUAUUUCUGCCGACCAUGGUGAAGGACUGUGCCAAACGCGCUAAGUGCUGCAAAGUGUGCCAGAUUUUUCAGAACAUCCCCGGAAGGCCAGGAAAAAACUACCUCGCGGAGUAAUGUUCAAAAUUUGUGAGAAACAACAUACUCAGCUGAUAUGGUGUCCCGAAGCAGAUCACUAUAGAAAACGGGACCCAAUUCGAGGCUGGAGAUUUCAAUGAACUCUUGCAAGGAUG
Cuscuta campestris is the source of this 5224-nucleotide messenger RNA. The record is from the annotation of a GenBank genome assembly. Lineage: Eukaryota; Viridiplantae; Streptophyta; Magnoliopsida; Solanales; Convolvulaceae.